CCGCCGCGCCCGCCGGUGCCGUGGGAGAGCCUCUUCGGCGACGCCGAGCCGGCGGCGUUGGCGCUGCUGGGGAGGAUGUUGCGUUUCGACCCGCGGGAGAGGGUGGGCGUGGCCGAGGCGCUGCGCCACCCAUUUUUGGCCAAAUACCACGACCCCGAGGACGAGCCCGAGUGCGUGCCGGCGUUCGACUUCGCCUUCGACCGGCAGGCGCUCACCAAGGAGGAGAUCAAGGCGGCCAUCGUGGCCGAGAUCGCCGAUUUCCACGCCCGCCGCGACGGCAUCCGGCGGCAGAUCGCGCCCGCGCCGCCCGCCGCCGUGGUGGGCGUGGCCAACGCGGGCAACAAGGCCGGCGUCGACGUCAACAUGGCCAACGUCGACGCCGCCAACAACGCAGUCAACGCCGACCUCAACGCGGCCAUGGCGACCGUGACGGCCGCCAACGGCCCGGCGUGGCCGCCCUGCGCCGACGUGGACAUGCCCAGCCCGGGCCCCGCCCCCGACUGCCCCAUGGACUCGCCACGGGUGAAGGCGGAGCCCGGUGCGCCGGCGGCACCGGCGGCGGCGCCCAAGAGGGACGGCGCCAUCUCGGACGACACCAAGGCGGCGCUGAAGGCGGCGCUGCUGAAAUCGGCCAUGAGGAACAAGAGUAAAGACCCGCCCUGCGCCGCCCCGGAGGCGCCCGAGGGCCGGCGGUGGGGGGGGGGGUUGGGUCGUCGAUGA
This is a messenger RNA of Pyrgilauda ruficollis (rufous-necked snowfinch), 720 nucleotides long. Its product is annotated as mitogen-activated protein kinase 7-like. The coding region runs from base 76 to 720 and encodes 214 amino acids. Lineage: Eukaryota; Metazoa; Chordata; Aves; Passeriformes; Passeridae. The transcript has 2 exons. The record is from RefSeq and is a predicted model, not a curated record.